Messenger RNA from Zeugodacus cucurbitae (melon fly), 2060 nucleotides. RefSeq lists its product as uncharacterized. The record is from RefSeq and is a predicted model, not a curated record. The coding region runs from base 68 to 1990 and encodes 640 amino acids. NCBI's taxonomy places the organism in Eukaryota, Metazoa, Arthropoda, Insecta, Diptera, Tephritidae. The transcript is spliced from 4 exons.
CUUUGGGAACGUUUUUCAAAUCAGUAUAUUGUGAACUUUCAAUAUUCGAAGUCAAGUUAACGGAACAAUGCGUUUACUCGAACUAGCCCUUGUGCUAGUGUUUUUCCUGACUCUACAAUUCGCAGAUGCUGCAAAUGGACGUCAAUCCAUUGCGUCAGUGGGACGUUAUGAGAACGUGAAGCCUGAAGGUCGUUUCACCAGUAAAUUUUUGAAUCAACUGAAUACUUUGAAGGGUGAUACAACGACAACUACGGUACUACCGGAUACCGACACUACGACAGUGACGUCACCGGACGAUACAACUUCCCCUACUUAUCCAGAUUCAAGCUAUCCGGACUCGACUUAUCCGGAUACAAGUUAUCCAGACUCCACUUAUUCAGGUUUAACAACUCCAGACACAACUUACCCUGAUACAAAUUCGUUAAGUCCGAGUUUAACGUAUCCAGAUCUCGGCGAUGAACCGAUUAUUGUACCUGAUAACUCAUCUUUCAGAACAUACAAAGUUAACAGAAAUAAAAUCGAUAACGACAAUGAUGAAAUGAUUAAGGGUCAAAAGACACACAAAAAAAAGAAUAGUAAACUUGAACAAGAGUACUAUAAUGAUGACGAUGUUGAUGAUGAUGAUGAUGAUGAAGAUGCUGAUGAUGGCGAAGAUGACCGUAACGAUGAUGGUGAAUAUAAUGCACUGGACAGCGCUGAAGAUGAUGCUUCCGAAGAGCGUAGUUUACGGCACCAUGGUAAUCAUGAAGAAUUAGGACGUGCUGCUCGCGCUCGUCCCAGCCAGUGGCAGUUACGUCAGAUGCGUCGACGCAAUCAACGUAUUCGUCAACUGCAACGUCAACGAACGCAAAUACGUCGCCGACGUCUGAGGCGUCGUCAACUGGCUGCUAAACGCCGCUCCAAAUUGAAGCGUCGUCGUGCCAUACUACGCCGUCGUCGUCGUCAACAGAAAUUGAGAUCUUCACGUAGACGUAAGCAAAUGAAACGUCGCCGUUUACAACGAAGACGCAAGCAAGUUCGACGACAGAAAGCUAGCAAUAACCGUCGCUUGAGACGUUUCCGUAAGAGACGUGGUUCCAACAGGAGACGUAUUGUACGUUUAAAUAUAGGAGUAACGGUUUACGCAAUUAAGUUAACCACCACCAUGUAUUUGUUCAAAAUUACACUCUUGGUGCUCGGCUUAGCCGCCGUGACGCUGCCAGCAACAGGUAAGCAGAUUCCUGAAUCUGGUGCCGACCAAAAAUAUCAGUUGUUCAAUAAACAACGAGCACAUGCCGGAAGACGUGCUAAUGAAGAUGUCGGCAGUGGACGUGUAAUCUCACAGGAUCUUAUUAAUAGGAUCGCUGCACUGAAGAAUCCCACUUCUACCACCACUUCGGUUAUUACAUCGACAACAUCUUUUGAACCAUCUACUCCCACAACAACAACUGUUACUCUUAUACCAACGGGAACAGCACCAAUAUCACCACCACCACCACCUCCGCCGCCACCACCACCACCACCACCACCUCCACCACCGCCACCACCAGCGAAUGAAGAACCAGGCCCCUCUCCACCCGCUACCCGAAAGCGUGUACGAGUUUACUCCAAUUUCAAUGAGGAUUUCGAAAAUGAAGAUGACGAUUUCGUCUUGGCAUUGCACCAACCCAAUAGGAAUUUCAUUGACAAUUACGAACAGGAGGAAGAAAGCGAAAAUGUCCAUGUUGCCGCCAUCGAAGAUGACUCCGCUGAGGAGGCAGGUCGCGCAGCACGUGCUCGCCCAUCGAAUUGGCGUCGCCGUCAGGCGCAACGUCGCCUACAACGUCAACGUCAACGCCAGCGAAAACUAAACAGACGUCGUCGCCAGGCUAUGGUUAAGGCACGUCGUCAACAACGCCGUCGUCAACAGCAACGCCAACAGGUUAAGAAGCAGCAUCGUCGUCAUCGUCGUGGCGGCAAAAAGUCGCGUCGCUCCAACAAACGUAGACGCAUUGUACGAGUAAAGGUUUAAAAAUCAGCCCUCGACAUGUAACACAACGGAUAAUGCAAGUGAAAUAAAGAAACAAACAAUUUGAAUAGUA